AUGACGCACGUGAAUGUGGUUUUAGGGGAUGUCUUUGCCUGUUAUUUGGAUUUUAUUUAUUUUGCGCCCUUUUUUCUUUUUCUUUUUUUUUUAAUUCAUUCAGGAGGAGAGGGUAAAUUGGGAGACGCGGCGCCAAUGAGGCACACCAAUGAAAGUGGCACCUCCUCCCGCAAUGAGAAUAUGAACAAACAACACGAAGAAUUGACGGCUCUUCAGCGGCGAUUUUUUUUUUUGGUGAACGCCACCACGUCGAGCCUUGAGCAAAUUCAAAUGUUCGCUGAGAGGGCGCUGCGGGAGCAACACGGCGAGGGGGAAAUGCCGACGUGGCCGGGGGGAAAGGACGGCGCCCUUCCUGAGCUUCUGGCACUUGUGGAACGGGCACGGCGCGAUGUGCAAAUUGCCAGCACGUGUUCACCGUCGUCUUUUUUGUCUGCGGCUCUGCCAGAGGACGGUGCGGCGCAUGCAGUCAUGUCUGGCCUUGCCAGCAGCGAAAUGGACAGUAAGACCCGUGAGGAUGAGGUUUCCAAGGCGCAUCAGUUGGCCCGUCUUCUGCAGGAGCGGAAUGCCAUGAGGGAGAUGCUCAUGAACGCCGAGGGAAUGAAUGCCUCACUGCAGCUGAAGCUCAGCUCCCUGUCGGACGAGCACAAUCGGCUUCUACAGACGUUGGCAGAUGCCCGAAACGAGGAGAGCAUUUCGACGAAUGCAGCUACAGCAGUGGCCUCUCCGCAGAAUAUACCUCUGGAGGUCGUGAAGGAGGCGAUUCGGCGGCUUUACGAUCGCCGUGUGAAGGAGCUGGAGGAGGAGCUAAUGUCUGCAAGAGAAGAGUUACGUCAGCUGAGGACGGAGGGUGGUGAUGUCGCAACACGUCCGAGUGUUUCUUCCGUGAAACUAAAGGAAGAGGGGGGAACGUUAGACCCCGGAAGAAGGUUGCAUGGCGGUGGAGAAACUGAGGACGCUGUGGAGGGAUUGCGACGGCAGAACACGUUUCUGCGGAAUAAGUUAAUGCGGCUGAAGGAGGAAGUUCAUGCCAGUCAACAGGCCUCUGUUGUCUCCGCAGAGCAGAUGAAUGAGGGCCUGGGCAGUCUACUGAAGACGAUCACACGGCUUCAGCAGGAUGUCGAGACGAAGGAGCGACAGCGUGCUGACGGAGUGCUCGCACUGGAGGAUGCAGGACGAAGGGCGGAACAGUUUGCCGCACGCGUAGAAAAGUUGGAGCGACAAAUGGCGCAGAUGCGAGUAGAUGGAGCAGCGUCAGGCUCUUUUUGUUUUACACCUUUAUUUGGCGACCAGCGUGGCGCGGAGGCCAAUGGAUUAGGUUCCGCAAUGAAGGCCACGGUUGCGGAGAAGGAGGCAGAGUUGAGGCUGGCGCGGCGGGACGCGAAUGAUCUUGAGACGCGAUUGGGCAGGUUGACUGGCGCUCUUGCCAAGGCCCGUGAGCUGCUGCACGAGAAGGAGGUGGAGCAGGCAAAACUGCAGCUCAAAUUAUCCGAGACGCAAGGGAUGUGGGAGGCCGCGCAGUCACAGCUGGAACACAUGCGCACAAAAGAGAAUCUGUUGGACAAACUCGAGGCGGAGAUGCGCCACGCGGUGGAGGCGCUGCUGCGGCCACUAGGCCUCGUUGAGGGGACGGGCGAUUCCCCAGAAGGCGAACGCAGUGAUAGAGGAAAGGUCGGCAUCAACGGUGCGCUUCAGCGACGGCUCGAUGUCAUCUUGGAGCGUCUGCGUGGGUUGGAGUGGUUGGACCUUCAACUGCGCAAGAGGGACGAUGCGGUCGUCAUCCUUCAAGACGAGAACGCGGAUCUUGAGGAGCGGUGCCAACACCUGCAGCAAACGCUUUCGAAACUCUCGAAUUUAUUCGAGUCGAUACCGCAGACCCCUCUUGAGGUGGAGCAGUUGGUCCUGGAGCGCGAUGUUUUCCUCGCUGCGUUGCGGCGCUGCGAAGAGCUUGCGGUGGUGCCAAACACGAAGGAAGCAUGCAGAAGGGUGGAGCUGCGAAAGAUGGAGUUGGCAGCGCAACAGGAGAUGCGGCAGCGGUCAACUUCACAUGUCCCGCAGCUUCAACAGCGCACUGCAAACUCCCCCACCUCUUUUUUACACGGCGUCGUAAAGAAUGGCACCUCUCCUAACGGUGGAGCGACAGGCGCUUGUUUUUCAUGUCGGUCUCCGUCCAUCGUAGUUGAGGAGGAGGAGGAGGAGGAGAAGGGGAGUUACUGA
This is a messenger RNA of Trypanosoma cruzi, 2214 nucleotides long. RefSeq lists its product as uncharacterized. Bases 1 to 2214 code for a protein of 737 amino acids. The transcript has a single exon. The record is from RefSeq and is a predicted model, not a curated record. Lineage: Eukaryota; Euglenozoa; Kinetoplastea; Trypanosomatida; Trypanosomatidae.